AUGGAAGGCGAUGAGCUAGGAGCCGAGUUAGUGAGACUCGAUAAUGGAUUCUUAGUGGACGAGGAGACUUACGUUGUAAAAUCCGACGACUGUCUAGAUCCUGAUGGUAACAACUCAGACUCAAAUAGUGGCUACAAAAAUACACCAUUGCGUGAACAAGACAGAUUCUUGCCAAUUGCAAAUAUAGCAAAGAUUAUGAAACGGGGUAUUCCAGAGAAGGGAAAAAUAGCAAAAGAUGCUCGCGAAUGUGUUCAAGAGUGCAUAUCUGAAUUUGUCUCCUUCAUCACAAGUGAAGCAAGUGAGAGAUGCAAAAUGGAGAAGCGGAAAACAAUUAAUGGAGAGGAUAUACUAUUUGCUAUGAAUACUCUCGGAUUUGACAAUUACGUUGAGCCUUUGAAAAUCUAUUUAAAGAAAUAUAGAGAGUUUGUUCUAUCACCCGUCACUAUCAACAAAUUAAACAAAACUAUAGUCUUAUAUAGUAAGUUCUUUAAAUUAUUAGUCUUAAGAUAG
Molecule: messenger RNA, 510 nt
Organism: Leptosia nina
Lineage: Eukaryota; Metazoa; Arthropoda; Insecta; Lepidoptera; Pieridae
Source: the annotation of a GenBank genome assembly